Messenger RNA from Bufo gargarizans (Asiatic toad), 4373 nucleotides. It is a transcript of the gene CKAP2, whose product is annotated as cytoskeleton associated protein 2. The coding region runs from base 49 to 1911 and encodes 620 amino acids. The record is from RefSeq and is a predicted model, not a curated record. The transcript is spliced from 10 exons. Gene Ontology annotation, cellular component: microtubule cytoskeleton. Gene Ontology annotation, biological process: negative regulation of microtubule depolymerization. Lineage: Eukaryota; Metazoa; Chordata; Amphibia; Anura; Bufonidae.
UGAGGCUGUUCUGUGGUGCGCUAAAUUUCAAUUCAAAAGAGAAGGCGGAUGAAGGCAGACAUGAGUGUGACUACCGGAGCCGUGCAGCGGACCGGCCGCCGAGAAGAAAAAAAGAAACUGGAGAUUUUUGUAGCCAGAAGAGCAGCUUCUCAGAAGCGGAGUGCGCCAGACAAGCAGCCGGAAAUCAGGUCCCCAUUAAUGGAAAGGUCCAACAGGGAUCUUCAAAAGAAGUCUGAGCAGGUCAAGCCCUUAAAGAAGAAAAUGGCUGAACCGGUAAAUAAAGAGAACAUUAGGCCAGCUGUGAACAAAGAUGGUAAAAGUGUGACUUUUACCCAGUCCUUCCUAAAAACAAAAAAUAUUAAAGAAAAGCAAAUUAAUGAGAAGGUAAAACCUGAGUCUACAAAAGACGAAGCAAAACUGCCAACUAAACCUGUUCUUGGUACUUAUCGGGGGAAAAUCGUCCAAUCUAAAAUUAAUUCUUUCCGUAAAAACCAUGAAAAUAAUAUUCCUGAGCCGAAGAAGACUGUGGCUGAAAGUCAAGAAAAGAGACCACAACCCUCUGCAUCUGCCCCUGCUAAGGCCAUGGUGAGACCAGCUGCCAAUAGCAUUAAAUCAAAGCGGCCUGUCAUCCCACCAGUCUCCUCGCAGAUAAGACCGUCCACAACUCUGACCAAGAGCAAGGCAGAGCUGGUGACUGUACGGAGAACCACACAAGUUCUGGUCCAACAGAAGCCAGUACAACAGAAGGUGCAGACUGUUAAACCUACAUUGAAAAAUGAGGCUGUGAAGAAAAACCCAAUGACUCAAAGUAAAAAAAGUUCAUCUGGACCUGCGAAAACCCUGCUAGAACCGCAGAAAAACAAGCCAGCCCUUCAGCUGCCAACAGCUAGCAAAUUCUCCAGACCCAAAGAGUCAGCUGAAGAACGGAAGGCACGUCUGGCAGAAUGGAGACAGUCCAAAGGGAAAAUGAUAAAAAGACCCUCUAUGGCCAUUGUCAUGCCUUCUAAAUGCAGCAUGCACAAAAAGGAGCCAGAAAUUAAAACCGAAUUGGAGGAACCAAAGGAGGAAACUCAACAGCUUUACUGGGACACCUUGAUGGAAGAGGAUGAGCGGGAGCGGUUUACUGUCAAAGUUCAGCAGAUGUUUGGAGACUGCCACAAGCUCAUAGAUGAGGGUUGUCCAAGGGAAAAAGUCCUGUCAAUACUUGACAAAAAGUUUGAAAAUAUUCCAGAAGCCAAGAAGCUUUCAGGAUACUGGGAAUGUCUUGCACGUCUUGAGAAACGGGAUGGGCAGCUCUCUAAAGUCAUUGCAAUCUGUCAGGAGGCUGUGUCUUCUGGUGCACAGCCCCUUGAAGAAAUUCAAGCCAUUCUUGCUGAUGCUUCGGAGCAGCUGAAGACAGACCAAGAGGAAAGUGUAAGAAAAGAAAAUGAGGAAGAUCUAAAAAGUGAAGAUCUUAAGACUGAAGUAAAAGAGCCUGUAGAAACCGCUGUAAAGGAGAAGAGAAGGAGAGCUAGGGGCAGAGCUGUGAAAAAUGAGCCAAAGAGCCCAUCCACCCCUGACAAGCCGUCCAAGUCAGAGUCCACACCAGGAAAUGGCGCUGUGGAAUCAUCGGUCAUAAGAUUCAACGUUUGCUCAACGCCACGUUUGGGAAAAAUGAUGAAUUUACAGAUGAAUGAAGGAGACUCCAGCGUCAAGAAUUAUACAUUUCUCACCCCUGUCAGACGCUCAAGCCGCCUGGAACGUAAAUCGCACAGAUUACCAGACAUGUUGAAGGACCAUGAUCCCUGCGUUUCUGGUAUUGUUCAGCUGGGAGAACUGGAAGAGACAGAGACCUUUUCCAAUCCCUACAUCAUCAGAAAAAACCGUGCACUUGAUGAAGUUACUGCAAAAAGUGCAACAAAAAAAGACUAACUCCUUUAUAACCCAUCUGCCUCUUUAGCAGAGAUCAUAGUCCGCACUUACACACUAAACUUUUUUUUUUUUUUUUUACAUAAUCUGCACUAAGUUGUCAUGUGGUGAUAUUUAUGUACCGGUGUAUCAAUUUUCUAAUAACAGUGGAGAAACGCUUGUGAUCAGUGGGUCAGAAAUGGUAUGGUGUCCCAGUGACAUGGCAUAUUUUGCCAGGCAUUCCUAAAUGUAAAAUUCCUCACAUAGUACAGAUUGUUAGGGUCUAUUCGCACGUCUGUAGUGUAUUGCGGAUCCGCAAUACACCCAGCCAGCACCCCCGUAAAACUGCCUAUUCUUGUCCACAAUUGCGGACAAGAAUAGAACAUGUUCUAUUUUAUCGGGAGCCGCGCUCCAGAAAAAAGGAUGCGGACAGCACACUGUGUGCUGUCCGCAUCUCUUCCGGCCCUAUAGAGAAUGAAUGGAUCUGGACCCAUUCUACGGACGUGUGAAUGGACCCUUAGAAUGAUUGCAUAUAUUCUGGAUGCUUACAGAGGUGGCAGCCAUCUUCAGCAUUUUCUUUGCUUUCUACCCAGGGGUAUCACUAGACCUUUAGUAAUUAACAGAUUGAACAUUAGGAUGAAAUGCAUUUGAAUUAUUUAUACUUUUUAAGGGGUUCUCCACAUUUAAGUGGAAAGUCAAUGGGGGGCAGCACUGCAGUGAAGAGCUCAGUCCAUGACAUAGCUGACUGCUUCUCGUGCCGGAGAUAUUGCCCAACAGCUGAUUGGCAGGGGUGCUGGGUGCCAGACCCCUGCAAAUCAGCUAGUAAUCACCUAUGUCAGCUUUGUAGUGGACUGAGCUCUUCACUGCAGUGCUGCCCCCCAUUGACUUUGAAAAGUUGACGGAGCUGACUGCUUCUGGUGCCGGAGCAGCGGUGCUGGGUAUCGAACACCUGCAGCUCAGCUAGUGAUGGCCUAUCCUGAUAAGUCAUCACUUAAAAGGUAGACCAAGCACCGCUAAAAGCAUCACUGAUGGGGUGUUAUGGCCCUAACUGAAUCCCUGAAUGAUGUUCUGCUCCUCAGGCCUUGCUGUACCCAUAGGAGAACUGGGGCAUGAUUGUGUACCUUUUAAGAACAUGCUCGUAAAGUACAGCUAGGCAGCAGCUUUGUUUUAAACUUUUAAUUUAUUAAAUCUUAGGUUUUACAGGAUUUUUUAUUUUAAAAUUAUCUCCUGGGGCCUGUGCACAUUUGAAAGCCGGUUUCAAAUGACCAUGCCUGGUCCUGGAAAAACUAUGGCUUAUCUGACCUGAAAUCACAGUUUGAAGUGUUUUCAUGCUGUGACUCCUAUAGGGCCCAACCAUGGAUCUGCUGUCCCUUUCGCAAAUGAUGCAGUGAGUUCUGGACAGCCAAACAAUGGUUGGUCCUGGAAAUGUGGCCAUCACACGGACAUCUCUGAAACUGGCCUGAUGCCUUGAAAAUUGAUGAAAGAUUACAACGAAACGAGUAACACUUUGAGCCUGUAGUAGGAGAGUGUGCAGUGAUGGCUAAUAAGUGUGUGGAAUAUUUCUGAGACCAGCCUAAAUUUUGGGUACAGCAUCCAAUAACGCUGCAAGUUUCAGGUGAUGGAACGGUUUGAGUUGUAUUUUGGCAUCUUACAGCUGCAAUGCCUUCCAUGGCUCUCCUGCACAAACUUUGUAAUUGCCAUAAGUCUGGUUCAGUAUAUUUGUAAGUGUUGUAGCUGUCUAAAAGCAGCCUAAGGGUACCAGCAUCCGGGUGCAGGUAAACGUGGAGAAGAUCUGCAUGAAUCUGUGCAUUUCCACUCCAAAAACCACAAUAUGUAUCUGUUUUCCACAGAUUUUACCCUCUGCUCAAUUGGUCAUGCUGUGGAUUUAUACAUGAGACUUGAUGGUACUGUAUUGUGCAGCAGUUUGUCCACGUGGGAAAAAAUACAUGCAAUCCACAUUGUGUGCAGGUAGCUAAGGCUGCUUUCAGACGAGCGGGUAGUACACUCCGGACUCGCAGCGUGAGUCAGGACGGGAGCUGUCUUUUAUACUCGUGCUCUGAGGGUGGUAUCACACACAGCUGUUGGAAGGGAAUGAGAUGUAAAGGAAGGUCUUCUCCUUCCUGCUGGGUCCACAUCUGGCUUUGGCUCACACUGCCACAAAAAGCAGUGUGAGACACCUCCCUAAGGCGGCGUCGUUCUCAUUGUGGAUAUAAUGAGCAAUUGUUGAAUCCAAUUUUUUGGUUUAGUUGGGGGGGGGGGCUUUUGAGAAAUGUGACAUUGCCACCUGAGUGAUUACAGCCAAUUAAGUGGUUUUCAGGACACACACAUUUUAGUGACAUGAAACUGGUCCACAAAAGGACUCCCUUGAAAUUGCUUAUAACCCUAUUGAUAGGCCUUGCAUCGCAAAUACUUGUCUAAUAAAGUUCUCUGCUGUUUUAUCUCUUGUAUCAUAACGAAGCUGUUUAUAUAAAAAGACAUUUCUUAUA